GGUGUAUCGUCGUUUAACAAGUUACCCACAUUUGAUCAAUAUGUCUCUCCAAGAAAAAUUUGACCAAGCCGCAGCCAACGUGAAGAACCUGAAAGCUCUUCCAACUGAUGCCCAACUCCUUAACUUGUAUGCCCAUUUCAAACAGGCCACAGUUGGAGAUGCCGAUCCAGCCAAUAGACCUGGUCUUCUAGACUUGAAGGGUAAAGCUAAAUUUGACGCUUGGCACAAACUGGCCGGCACUUCGAAGGAGGAUGCCCAGAAAGCCUACAUCGAGAUCGUCGAAGGUCUCAUAGCUUCCAUCGGCCUCAAAGAAUAAAAGACUUAAUUUUCAAUGAUGCAAGAACAUGAUAAUUUUCAUUAUCGAGUGUACUAUAUAAAUACGCGCGAUUUUUCGCAUCAUCAUCGCGCAUCAGACUUUUUUGACGCCAUCUUUAUUUUACAUUUUUGUUUGAAAUGUUUUUUUUUUAAGAACACAAAUUCAUAUUGAUUUCAUAAAAUUAUCAUGUUCUUACAUUAAUGAACGGUACUUCCAGGGUGCUAAAGCAUAAUAUUGAACAGCAAUGAAAUAACUUGCGUCCUUUUCGAAAUCAUGUUUUAAAAGUAUACACGUACUAGGUCGUUCCGUUUUGUAUUUAUUUUGGUUAAGGAUCUUUAUUUAUAUUUAAGUGGACAUCACGUUAGUUUAAGUGCAGUUUUUUAGUCGUGAUCAAAAUCAUGCGCGACUGUUUUUUUUUUGUAUGUUUUACUUUUUUUUUUAAUAAAUAAAUCUGUUGGGUAUAUA
Bombyx mori (domestic silkworm) is the source of this 781-nucleotide messenger RNA. RefSeq names its product acyl-CoA binding protein (gene ACBP). Gene Ontology annotation, molecular function: fatty-acyl-CoA binding. The record is from RefSeq and is marked provisional. NCBI's taxonomy places the organism in Eukaryota, Metazoa, Arthropoda, Insecta, Lepidoptera, Bombycidae. Gene Ontology annotation, biological process: fatty acid metabolic process.